GUGCGGGGAGCUAUGUGGUGACAUACGGGGUGUAUGCUGGAUGAUGAGAGCUCACUGAUGUGGCAUAUUAAGCCGAGGUGGAACUGCAUUCUGCUGUUGGUUGUGCCGAGGCAAAGACCGGUCAUCAUAAUUGCACAUCAGGUUGUCGGUGAGAAAUCUGUGGUUGGGGGCAGCAUUUAUGAGCCGCUGCAGCAAGCCCCUGGGCCCAUGCAGCCUAUGCAGUGGAUGCCCAAGAUUCCUCUGCUGAGUCCUAAACCUUUUUCUAAAGACAGGAAGAAGGAUGAGGAUCUAGAUACCUGGGUAAGGACUGUGACUACAUAUGUGAGGCAUAAGCUUACAAGGCCAGAGCAGGAAGUUGUAGUUGCUGCGUCCUUUCUAGAAGGAUCAGCAGCACGUUGGUUGAAUGGGUUAGUGCAGCCGCAGGGCUACGGUCAGAAUUUCGAUGCAUGGGCACAGGCCCAGACAAUGGAACAGUUCGUACAGACUGUGUACAGGAGGUGGCAUGACCCUCAAGGGGCUCAGAAGGCCACUGAUGCGAUGAACAAUCUGUGUGCCAAGAAGUACAAGAAUGUUCGCGAAGUCACAGACACUGUAGAACGUCUGAUCGUAGUACCUGGUGUGCGCUUUGACUCUCAAGUACUCCUCACAAAUUAUUUGAGAUGUCUUCCAUCAGAAGUCGGGACGAAACUGGUGGACGAAGCCUACGUAGACCAACACAGCUUUGCUACUUUCAGCAGGAAGGCCCUAGACAUAGAGGCAAAGCUGGGAUCCACGCAUCAGGUAUCCCAUGAUGGUAGGAAGAGACUCCCCCAGGAUUGGAAGAAGAAGGGUCAGUUGAUGUUCGUUGACCAUGAUGGUCAAACAACGGAGAUUGCCGAUUUCACAGAUUUUGGGGAGGUGACAGAGAAGGAUGGGGCCAGCGAGACUUCAGAUGGGGGAGUUGUGGCACCUAUCAAGGAAAAGGCUAGGGGGCCCGGGAAGAAGAAGGUAGUACGGGCCACGGGUUAGGGCGACCAAGGGACACCCGCAUGGGUGAAGAUUGGUUUAGAUUACGAGGUGUGGAGGGACCGAGUUGCCAAGGGCACAUGCAUGAACUGUG
Messenger RNA from Chara braunii, 1099 nucleotides. The record is from the annotation of a GenBank genome assembly. NCBI's taxonomy places the organism in Eukaryota, Viridiplantae, Streptophyta, Charophyceae, Charales, Characeae.